Messenger RNA from Cuscuta europaea, 1796 nucleotides. The record is from the annotation of a GenBank genome assembly. NCBI's taxonomy places the organism in Eukaryota, Viridiplantae, Streptophyta, Magnoliopsida, Solanales, Convolvulaceae.
CCCUGCCAGCUGACACCUAAUAGCCACUCCUAUGUGGCGGGUUUUUUAAACCUCUGUAGGGACCGAGGGGUGACCCCCAUCCUGGACUUGUUCUUCCAGAGCUUCAACCUCUGUCGAGGGGGUCACGCGAAUGCCGAGGGCUUCGCCAACCUGCAGCAGGUGGCCAGGUGGAAGCUAUUUACGGAGGCGCCUUCGUCCAAUAAGGGCUGGAAGGAGCGCUGGUGCUAUGUCAGGGUUGCUGAGAACCCAUUCCCGGCGGAACUUCGGGAUCGCUUCUGUCGGCAUCCGAAGGUUGGAAGCGCCGCCCUUGAGAAAGAUGGCCUGGUGAUAGCCAAAAUCCCGGAGGGUCGCACAAAGCAGGUCUCCAUCAAAGACUACACUGCCGACAAGGGACUCUACGCCCUCGGCUUUCGGAGAUACCGAUUCAUUGGGGAAGCGGACGAGAAGUACCCCAUCUUUGCUGAGGCCUUCGGGGGAGCAGGAGGUGUCCCAGUGAAAAUGAUGAACGUCAGAGGCCUUGCAGACAUGAAGAAGAAAAAACCCUCCAAGGGCCCGAGGGGGACGGACGUCGGUGUCCCAAAACCCGCCGGUGACUUCUUCAAAAAACCGGAGGGGCCGUCGGUGGGCCCAAGUGCUGAUGCUGCCGCUGCCGCCAAAAGGAAGGGCUCGGGCAGAGAUCCCGAGGGCAAGAAGCCCAAGACUGGGGAUGCCGGGAAGAAAGUCCCUCCGGUGAUCAUUGUUGAUGAAGGCCCUGCCUCCGGGGCGAAUGAGGACAUGCAGGUGGCGAAAGUGUCGUCGGGAGUUCAGGGGCCAUCUUCCGAGGUCCUCAUGGUUUCCCUCCCGGCUGGUACGGCCGUGAUGAACGGUACGGCCGACCCGAGGGCGCUUCUGAGAGGCAUCACCCUCGAGAUUGACAGAGUAGCCCUCGGGGCUGAUGAAGACGAAGCCCUCGAGGACAGGAUCCUCCGGUCUUCCCUCACAACCUGCAUUGCCCUCGGGGAGCAAGCCCGGCGGCUAGAGGAGUGGCGCCUUCGCAAGGCCGAGCAGGAGGCUAAGAUGUGGGAGCUCAUCCGCCAGAAUGCUGACGCUGUUCGGCAGAUGGCUAUGCUGGAGGAGAGCCUUCGGCAGAUGACCCUGCGGGCGGAGGCCGCAGAUCGGGGCAGGGCAGAGGCUGAGAGGUCCGCAGCUGAGGCCUUGGAGAGAGCUGUCAAGGAGGCUGAGGCCGCGAAGGUGGAAGCCGUCGAGAGAGCCCGAGGGGACGCAAUCUCGGGGUUCUUGGCAGGGGGGUGGCGGUCCGAGGAGCACAAGCAAUGGCUGUCCUCGGUCGUCGAGUCCUCGGUUGACGAGUGGUGUGAUGGCCCUGGCGUGGAGUGGGUUUCCCGAAAGGGUAAACAAUACUAUGAUGGGGGCGAGUUUUUCACUCAAGCCCUCAUCUACCGGAUGAUGGCUCGCCACUUGAAGAUCGAGCCAAAGGACUCUGACCCGGCAGCAUACGGGCUCCCCCCUGCAGCCAGACAUCCGUGUUCCUCUCCCCCCCGAUGUCGAGAGGCCAGACCUGGAGGACUCUGAGCUUAUGAAGGAAGCCGAGGGUGACGAACCUGAGGCCGACGCAGAAGUUACCUCGAAGCCAUCGGGGGAGGCGGCCCCCGGGAAUGACAUUGUUGAUAUGUAACAUGCAUUAUGUAAACAUGUAUUUGUAAUGGUGACAUUAUUCAUCCUUCGGCUUCGGCCUGCUUGUAACAUUUACUCGUAAUUACAUUUGCCCUCUGUUGUUGAUGAUUGAAUGAUUGCCUUCG